Drosophila montana is the source of this 1929-nucleotide messenger RNA. RefSeq names its product caudal (gene cad). Lineage: Eukaryota; Metazoa; Arthropoda; Insecta; Diptera; Drosophilidae. Gene Ontology annotation, cellular component: nucleus. The record is from RefSeq and is a predicted model, not a curated record. Bases 405 to 1742 code for a protein of 445 amino acids. The transcript has 3 exons. Gene Ontology annotation, molecular function: RNA polymerase II transcription regulatory region sequence-specific DNA binding; DNA-binding transcription factor activity, RNA polymerase II-specific. Gene Ontology annotation, biological process: cell differentiation; regulation of transcription by RNA polymerase II; anterior/posterior axis specification.
CGUAUUCGACUGCGGUUAACGGCGCAACAGGCCAAACGGAACGGCAGUUGAGAGAACGCAGCGAAAAGUUGACACCAAAUUCACGCGAGUUUUAAAUUGGAAAAAUACUAAACAAAAAGUUAACAAUUAAGUGUUUAUCGAUAGAUCGCACCAACACCUAUACAAACUCCAUAAAAGUGUGCGUGUGUGUGUGUGCAAAAAAAGAGCGCACAAAAAGGAAGCGCGAAAAAGUUCACAAGGAAAUUUGUAGAAACGCUUGCAAAAUGUGCACAUAAAACAAAGAGCGAAAAAAAGUGCUUUAAAGACAGAGGCAUAAAAAAAAACCAAGCAAAUUGCUUAAAAAUAAACAGUAUAAAUAUAAUUUUUGAAGAUAAACAGUUUUGAUAGCGCGCCCUAACCUCAAAAUGGUUUCGCACUAUUACAAUACACUGCCGUAUUCGCAAAAGCACAAUGCCAAUCUGGCGUACGCCUCGGCUGCGGCCGCGGGCCAGCCCUGGAACUGGCCAACCAACUAUCAUUCGGCGCCCAAUCAUCAGUUCCUGAGCGAUGUGGACUCACCGCAUGCCGCCCACCAUGCAGCCGCCCAUCAAAUGUACUACAAUCCGCACAUGUUCCACUCGGCGGCGGCGGCGGCCAGCGCCAGCGAAUGGCAUUCGCCCGCCUCCAGUUCGGCGGCUGGCGAGAACUUUGUGCAGAAUGUGCCGACGACGGCGCAUCAGCUGAUGCAGCAGCAUCAUGCGGCGCACAUUAACAGCGGGCUGCCCAGCGGCGGCUCCAGCAGCUCGGCCAGCUCCGGCAGCAGCGGCUCUGCGCCAGCGGUGGGUGGUGCAGCGCCGGGCGCCACGCAGCUGAACGAGCCGAAUGAUGCUGCAGUCCAUGCCCAGCAACAGCAGCAGCAGCAACAACAACAACAGCAGCAGCAACAGCAGCAGCAGCAACAACAACAUAUUGCCGAGGGUUUGCCAUCGCCGCCCAUAACCGUGUCGGGCAGUGAGAUAUCCAGUCCGGGUGCGCCCACCUCUGCCUCUUCGCCGCACCAUUUGACCCAUCACUUAAGUGCAGCGGGCAGUGUCAGCAACAACAACAACAACAGCCCCUCUACACACAACAACAACAACAGCAUCACGGCCAACAACAACCAUCGCACAUCGCCAGCGAAGACGCAAUAUUACGAGUGGAUGAAGAAACCAUCAUAUCCAGCACAACCGCAGCCGGAACUGUGCAGCACGCCCAAUUUAGAGGACUUUACCGAAUUGCUGGAAGCAGGUGGCAAAACGCGCACCAAGGACAAAUAUCGCGUUGUCUACACGGACUUUCAGCGCCUGGAGCUGGAGAAGGAGUAUUGCACGUCCCGUUAUAUAACCAUACGGCGGAAGAGCGAGCUGGCGCAGUCGCUGUCGCUGUCGGAGCGCCAGGUGAAGAUCUGGUUCCAGAAUCGACGCGCCAAGGAGCGCAAACAGAACAAAAAGGGCAGCGAUCCGAAUGUGAUGGGCGGCGUCCAGCACACGGACUACAGCCAGCUGCUGGAUGCCAAGACGAAGCUGGAGCCGGGCCUGCAUCUGCAGCACACGCUGCACUCCAUGAACCCAAUGGCGGCCAUGAACAUAUCCGCAAUGCGUCUCCAUUCCCAUUCCCAUCUGGCCGCCCACAGUCAUGCGCUGGCCGCGGCGUCCGCCCAUUCCCAUCAGCUGCAGCACAGCGCCCAGAUGUCCGCCGUGGGCGUUGGCACGCUCUCAAUGUGACAUGACUAUGCUGGAGGCGGGGGCGGGGGCGACCCAAACAGCUAUGGCAACCACAGCGGGAGCAGCGGGGGGAGCGGGGGGAGCGGCGGCGGCAGCGGGGGGAGCAGCUACGGCUUUGCAACGUGUCCACGUGAUCUGGCCGUGGAUUUGGCUUAGGCUUUGGCUUUGUAUUGUCGGGCGGGCGGGC